Molecule: messenger RNA, 2262 nt
Organism: Drosophila teissieri
Lineage: Eukaryota; Metazoa; Arthropoda; Insecta; Diptera; Drosophilidae
Gene: pit
Product: probable ATP-dependent RNA helicase pitchoune
Exons: 5
Coding region: 101-2152 (683 amino acids)
Biological process (GO): maturation of LSU-rRNA from tricistronic rRNA transcript (SSU-rRNA, 5.8S rRNA, LSU-rRNA)
Cellular component (GO): nucleolus
Molecular function (GO): ATP binding; nucleic acid binding; RNA helicase activity
Source: RefSeq, a predicted model, not a curated record
CUUCGGGGUGAAUGAAUAGCAACACGUGCGCGCAAUAUUUUAUUUGGGAAAUCUGUUUUUAACCAUUAAAUUGUAUUAGAAAGCCAACUUAAUUAGCACCAUGUCUAUCCGAGAGAAGCUGCUGAUGAAGAAGAUCGUGAAGCGGGAGAAAAUGAAGAAGGAGCUCUCGCAGAAGAAGGGAAAUAACAAGGCACAAAAGCAGGAGCAACCCAAACAAAAUGGCAAUAAACCCAGUAAAAAACCGAAGAAACUCACUAACAAACAUGUGGCCGAUGAUCAGGAUGACGACUUAGAAGAGGAUUUCCAGGACGCGCCGCUGCCCAAGAAGAAGCAACAAAAACAGCCUCCAAAAAAGCAACAAAUUCAGGUGGCCAACUCGGAUUCGGAGUCCGAUGAAGAUGAUGAUGAGCAGGAGGAUGAGGAUGAGGAUGACGAGAGUAGCGAUUUGGAAGAAGAAGCCGAAGACGAUGAGGAGGAAGUAGCCAGCGGUAGUGAAGAUGAUGACCAGCAGGAAGAUGAAGAUGACGAACCUGUGCCAGCGAAGAAAACGAAGUUGCUUCCAAACAAAUCGAAGGCACAGAAUGGCAAACCAGCUAAAGAUGACGAGCCAUUUACCGUGGAAUCCUCUCUGGCUGCUCUGGAUUAUCGGGAUUCGGAUGAUCGCAGCUUUGCCUCACUAAAGGGAGCCGUGUCCGAGGCCACGUUGCGAGCCGUUAAGGAGAUGGGCUUUACCGAGAUGACGGAAAUCCAGGCGAAAUCACUGACACCCCUACUAAAGGGACGCGACCUGGUGGGUGCUGCCCAGACGGGUUCCGGCAAAACGCUGGCCUUCCUGAUACCCGCCGUCGAGUUGAUAAACAAGCUGAGGUUUAUGCCACGCAAUGGCACCGGAGUGAUCAUUAUCUCACCUACGCGAGAGCUGUCCAUGCAGACUUUCGGUGUGCUCAAGGAACUGAUGGCACACCACCAUCACACUUAUGGCUUGGUAAUGGGCGGCUCCAACCGCCAGGUGGAGAGCGAGAAGCUGGGAAAGGGCAUUAACAUUCUGGUGGCCACACCGGGUCGUCUGCUGGAUCAUCUACAGAACUCACCCGACUUUUUGUACAAGAACCUGCAGUGCCUGAUUAUCGAUGAAGUGGAUCGGAUUCUGGAGAUCGGUUUUGAGGAGGAACUGAAGCAAAUCAUCAAUCUGCUGCCAAAACGCCGCCAGACGAUGCUCUUCUCGGCCACUCAGACAGCUCGCAUCGAAGCGCUUUCCAAGCUGGCCCUUAAGUCGGAACCAAUUUAUGUGGGUGUUCACGAUAACCAGGACACGGCAACCGUAGAUGGACUCGAGCAGGGCUACAUUGUAUGCCCCUCGGAGAAGCGACUGCUCGUGCUCUUCACUUUCCUCAAAAAGAAUCGCAAGAAGAAGGUGAUGGUGUUCUUCUCGUCCUGCAUGUCCGUCAAGUACCACCACGAGCUCUUUAACUACAUUGAUCUGCCAGUGACCUCUAUUCACGGUAAACAGAAGCAAACGAAACGAACGACAACCUUCUUCCAGUUCUGCAAUGCGGAAUCUGGCAUUCUCUUAUGUACGGAUGUGGCUGCUCGUGGACUGGACAUUCCGCAAGUCGAUUGGAUUGUGCAGUACGAUCCCCCAGAUGAUCCACGCGAGUAUAUUCACAGGGUGGGACGAACGGCCAGAGGAUCGGGCACCUCGGGUCACGCACUGCUCUUGAUGCGACCCGAAGAGCUGGGCUUCCUGCGCUACCUUAAGGCCGCCAAGGUGCCUCUCAACGAGUUCGAGUUCUCUUGGCAGAAGAUAGCCGAUAUUCAACUGCAGCUGGAGAAACUGAUCGCCAAGAACUACUUCCUGAACCAGUCGGCCAAGGAAGCCUUUAAGUCGUAUGUGCGCGCGUACGACUCCCAUCAGUUGAAGCAGAUCUUCAAUGUGAAUACGCUGGACCUGCAGGCGGUUGCGAAAAGCUUUGGAUUCCUGGUGCCACCCGUUGUUGACCUUAAGGUGGGCGCGGCCAAGCGGGAGCGACCGGAAAAGCGAGUGGGCGGCGGCGGUUUUGGGUUCUACAAGAAAAUGAACGAGGGAUCGGCCUCCAAGCAGCGACACUUCAAGCAGGUCAACCGCGACCAGGCCAAGAAGUUUAUGCGUUAGUUUUUUAGAUUUAGGCAGAGAUACUGUUGCAUAUUGUAAAUCUGCUGCUUUACUUGAGUGUGUAUACAAAUAGGCAAAAGAUAUAAAACUAAAUGUUUCCAAUUCACAAA